AUGCUCCGCAGAAUCCACAUUAUUCUUGUGUUAUUACACGCCGUAACCAAAGGCGACUGUCCACCGGACUACACGCAGUUGUCGGCGAACCUGUGUACGAUUCAACUCAAUGAAACGAACCGGUUCUGCGAAGCAUGCACCUUUUGUUCCAACUAUGGUGAACAACGUAAUCAACUUGUGUUCCUCCACGGAAGGAAUGUGAAUUUAGCCAAGGUGAAUCUACAACCUAACUCUAGAGUUUGGAGCGAAAUGCAUGGAUUGUUGGGAAUACCGGAGUCCGAAUCAGUCGUUGAAUGGCGAGAUUUCGAUCCUAGAACGCCAGAAUUCACGUCAGGACCCGACAUAUUCAAGUGGGGAGCCACUCGGCCCGACGGCAAUGAACCUCAUCUGAUUUAUCAUAAGGAAGAUGAUGCAAUCUACGACGUUCUUCCCGGCCCAGUUAUUCUCAAGCUAGAAGUCCACUGUGAGUAUGGGGGUGAACUGCUCAAGGAUAAUUUGAAUGUUCGGUUCAGAGCCGAUUUUCCGGAGAGAUUCCAUAACAUUGUUCAGCCACACCCCAAAUUCCGUGGUUGCCCGUUGACGCUGAAGGCUGCUACGAAGAUCGAAUGUGCACGCAAGUGA
Opisthorchis viverrini is the source of this 621-nucleotide messenger RNA. RefSeq lists its product as hypothetical. The record is from RefSeq and is a predicted model, not a curated record. The transcript has a single exon. Bases 1 to 621 code for a protein of 206 amino acids. Lineage: Eukaryota; Metazoa; Platyhelminthes; Trematoda; Opisthorchiida; Opisthorchiidae.